CAAUUGUUAUCUCUCUCUCUCUCCUCUCUCCAUAAAAACUCGUUUCUCCCGCUCGUACCUUAGGCCAGAGAAACACGCAAAAAUGAAGCUCGUUUGGUCUCCAGAAACCGCUUCAAAAGCUUUCAUCGAUACGAUUAAAUCAUGCGAAAAUUUCAAAGAAUUCGGCGUCGCCGAGCUUCUUUCCGCUAUGGCCGCCGGCUGGAAUGCCAAACUCAUUGUACAUGCUUGCUCCACCGCCUCCUCCUCCGUCGUCACCACCAUCGGCCUCUCCGUUGCGGCGCGACACACUGGCGGACGGCACGUCUGCGUAUUGGCGGACGAGAGGUCGAAAUCAGAGUACGUGAAGGUCUUGCAGGAGGCCGGCGUUUCGACGCCGGCGGAGAUUGUGGUUCAUGAGGCGGAGGCGGCGAUGGCGGCGGUGGUCGGAGUGGACUUUCUGGUGGUGGAUUGUAAGCGGAGGGAUUUCGCUAGGGUAUUGAGGUUCGUUAACGUGAGUGACAAAGGGGCAAUUUUGGUAUGUAAAAACACGUGGAUUAGAAGCUUCGAGAAGAUUUGCUAUUGGGCGCUCCUCCCGAGGGGGAUACGUGUCGUUAGAUCGGUGAGUUUGCCGGUGGGUCAGGGGUUGAGUAUUAUCCAUGCGGGAUCAUCGAACGGCGGCAGCAGCGUCGACAGUUCGAUCUCGAAGAGCAAACUCAGCCGUUGGAUGAGACAUAUUGAUGAACGGUCCGGUGAAGAACACGUGUACCGGAAGCUAAUCUGAACUGGUUUAUUUGAAAUGAAUCGUAAAUAAAUAAAACCAGGUCGGACUAACCGGUUUGUUUGAGCUGAACCUCCAAAUUCUUGAGAGCAACGUUGUAGACCUUCAUGGUAGUGAGUAGGCAACGGAUACCUUAUUGUAUCUAAUUUGCACCUUUUUGAUCCGAACACUCUCCCGAGUGAGAGUUAUUAGGUACGUCAAAGAUAUGGAAGAAUGCUCGAUUUGUUGAAACUUUAUUUCAGCACUUGCAAAUACAAGUCGAAAAAGGAACUCAAGACGUCAAAUUAAGAUUUGAGAAUAAAAUUUUAGAGGAAC
Cucurbita moschata (crookneck pumpkin) is the source of this 1072-nucleotide messenger RNA. RefSeq lists its product as uncharacterized. Lineage: Eukaryota; Viridiplantae; Streptophyta; Magnoliopsida; Cucurbitales; Cucurbitaceae. The transcript has 2 exons. The record is from RefSeq and is a predicted model, not a curated record. Bases 83 to 760 code for a protein of 225 amino acids.